This is a messenger RNA of Olea europaea var. sylvestris, 2629 nucleotides long. Its product is annotated as calmodulin-binding protein 60 C-like. Gene Ontology annotation, cellular component: nucleus. Lineage: Eukaryota; Viridiplantae; Streptophyta; Magnoliopsida; Lamiales; Oleaceae. The transcript has 8 exons. Gene Ontology annotation, biological process: regulation of salicylic acid biosynthetic process. The record is from RefSeq and is a predicted model, not a curated record. Bases 519 to 2138 code for a protein of 539 amino acids. Gene Ontology annotation, molecular function: sequence-specific DNA binding; calmodulin binding; DNA-binding transcription factor activity.
CUUGUUUCUCUCUCCUUUUGGCAUUAUUUUUUCUCAUUAUACUUGUUUUCGUGCUUCCUAGAUUUGUACUCUAUCAGUACCUUUCAAAUUUUACGCGGUUGUUCAUAUGAAUGUGAUGUUUUUAGUUGUAGAAUCUCCAUUAUUUAUGGUUAAGUCAAGAUUGUGUAUAUAGAACAAAAUGAUAACUAUAUUGAAGCGUGUUGAAAAUCCCUUUUAUAUCAUCGAAUAUCUGAAUCUUGAUUGUCCAAGAAAUUUAAUACCAGACCCCACAGGCCUGGAGACAAACAUACCUACACACAAACACAUUGGAUUUGUGGGCGGGCCAAUGUUAGAAGAUGGUUAAAAUGUAUGGAAUAUGUGCUUGACUUUCGUGAUCUGUGUGAUUUUUUAAUCAAAAAUUGAAGCUUCCUGGGUAGUUUCUUGAUCACUGUUGACAUCUAUAAAAAAGAGAGGAAGUUGCCUGCCCUUGAUAAUCUCUAAAUCAGUUCUUUUUAGGCUGUGCGAAUCUUGAGUUUUUGAUGGUACUGAAACGGCAAUUUAGGGACGGGAGUGGGGAAAGUUCUGAACUUCCUGAUCGUGAAUUUAAUAAACGCCAGCAUUUUCUUGCAUCUGCUUUCGGAGAGCCGGAGAACGGUCAGGCUGUUCAAGAACUCGUGCUCAUAUUGGAACCCAUCUUUCGGAAUGUGGUGCGAGAAGAAGUUGAACGUGCAAUCAAUCCAUUGCUGAGACCCUCGCAAAAUCAAAUCGAGAGCUCUGGAUCAAGAACGUUGCAGCUGCGUUUUGACUGUGAAUUGCCUGGUACCAUUUUCACAGGCAAUAGGAUACUAUCUGAAGACAGAGUACCGGUCAAAGUUGCUCUGUAUGAUUCAGGUUCUAAGAACUUAAUAACAUCAGGGCCCUUAUCUUCACUACAGGUCGAUAUUGUUGUUCUUGAUGGUGAUUUUAGUCCCGAUGAUCAGAACAACUGGACAGAGAAAGAUUUUGUGAGUAAAAUUGUUCCGAAUAGGGAAGGAAAAAGGCCGUUGGUCACUGGAGAAUUGUCAGUCCAAUUGAAAGAGGGAGUAGGUUGUAUUGGUGAAGCCAGCUUCACUGAUAAUUCAAGCUGGAUUAGGAGUGGAAGAUUUAGGUUGGGUUUGAAACCGAAUGCUAAUUCCACUAUAAGGGAAGGAAUAAGCAAAGCCUUCAAAGUCAAAGAUCAUCGUGGAGAGUCAUACCAGAAACACUACCCUCCAUCCUUGGACGAUGAAGUAUGGCGCUUGGAGAAAAUAGCUAAAGGUGGUCCAUCCCAUAAACUGUUGGCUCAGAAUGAUAUAUUCUCUGUCAGAGACUUUUUGAGGUUGUACAUCACAGACCAGCCCUCAUUACGCUCCUUACUCAAAAUCUCAAACAAGAAGUGGGAUACAAUCAUCGGACAUGCUGCAACUUGCAAGUUGGACAACAAAUUUUACUACAUUAAUGCACAUGGGAUCAGGCUUUUGUUCAACUGCAUCUACGAUCUUGUAGGAGCUACUUUUGAUGGACAGAAUUACCUUCCCUUGAAUAAACUCGAUAUGAAUCAGAUGCAAAUUGUGGAGAAUCUGAAGCAGCAUGUUUAUAAAAACUUAAUGGAAUUGGUGCCCAUUGAUGACCAAUCGGCUGUUGACUACCCGAUGCUAUUGCCGAGUGUUGGAGCAGGCAAUUUUAACUAUCCUUCUUCAAGUAUGCAGAAUGCUAACUUUCCAGUUCUACAAGAAAUGCAGAUGAACCUUGCUCCUCCAACAACUUCACGACUAUAUAAUUACGAAGCCGAACAAGAAUAUAUUCCAACGAAAGGUUUCAAUAUAGUGCCGGGAAACAGUUUUGGAAUGAAUGUUUCUCACAGCGAAUCCUAUAUGGGAGCAGAUACUUGGGCUUCUGGAGGUAACUAUGCGGGCUUAUAUAUGUCAAUUAAUGAUCCAAGUGCCAAUAAUUUUCUGAUCGAGCCCUCAGCAUUCCGAGGGGAUGAUUUUCUGGGUUCAACUACCCAAGAAAUGGGCACCUUUUCCUCUAAUCCUGGAAUUUGUGUCCCCAGGAACAGAAAGCACAAAACAAGAUGGUGUAAGGUUCUGGCUGUAGUCAAGUGGUAUUUGGUUAAGAGGAGCGUGGCUGCAAGAAAAUAGUAGCGACCCUGCAGCUAUAUGUAGAUUUCUCUAGCUCCAUCCUCGGAAAAUGACCACAAAGUAUGGGAGUCAGAUCUUUAUCUCUAGCAAUAGAUUAUAUUUGUACAAUGAAUAAUGCUGUUUAGCACCAUUGGUAUACUUUAUGUGGCAGUAAUUAAAUUACAGGUUCAAUUGAAUGAAUUACAGGUUCAAUUAAAUGAAUCAUAUAAUUUCACAUUCAAUUGAACCUAUCACAUAAUGUCACAUAGACCGGUGUUCUAGUGCCGCUGGUGCUACAUAGCAUUAUUCUUAUAUAAUAGUCUAUAUAUCAAGAAUGGUAUAUUACCCUUUGUUAUGAAUAUGACCGAGGGAUAUUGUACAGAGUUUCUUGCGGUGAUAAGAUCAAGCAUUCGAGAAUAUUUGCCUGUGAAAAAAAUGGCAAAUAUCUAUGUUAAGCUUCCGGUUUUUGUCUUAGUCAACUUGGUACCAUGUUGUAUUGUUGUUAUGUGGUC